Trematosphaeria pertusa is the source of this 1791-nucleotide messenger RNA. RefSeq lists its product as uncharacterized. The transcript is spliced from 2 exons. Lineage: Eukaryota; Fungi; Ascomycota; Dothideomycetes; Pleosporales; Trematosphaeriaceae. Bases 1 to 1641 code for a protein of 546 amino acids. The record is from RefSeq and is a predicted model, not a curated record.
AUGACGCAUGAAACUACGGUCGAUGAUAUCCUCAAUCUCAGCGAUUCCGCGCUUGUCCAGUUUUUGCAGAAGGCGCGCAACCCGAUGGGCAAUUUCGACGGGUUAAAAAUCCAGGGAUGGGAGAAUGCGUCGCCAGCCAAGAAAGAGCUACUCGGCGAGAAACUGAGGACUGCCGUGAAACAAGUAACGGCCGCGCCUCUCGACAUUGAGGAGCUCGCUGCACGCUUAACCGCGGCCGCUGCUGCGAUGGAUACGCCGUCGCGGCCCUCCCGCGGAAGGUCGCUAACCCUCUCGCCUGAACCCCGGAUCAUCGAAGAUUUCGAGUCUGCCUGUUACCACGAGCUCAUCGAGGACGGUGGUCGGCCACCUUUCCCGCUCAGCCGGCUUGAAGAGGUGCUGAAUGACCCCGAAUCACACCAUGAGUUGCUGCGGCCGUGGGUGCAAGAUCUGCGCUCGAGGAGUCGGGACGACGGACAAGCCAUCUCGAGAGAGCGGGACCGCUGGCUGGACUUUCGCAAAUGGCAGCUCGAUAACAGAGGGAUUGCGGCCGACGAAGGGUUCCCUGAAUACCUCGAAGCAAAACGACGAGACUAUAAGGCGAUGAAAGCCUCCGAAUUGACGGACGACCCCGAAUUCGAGGAUACCAUGCGCCGCCGAUGGGAAAGGGAAAGAGGCAACUGCCAACAGCAGCAAGACAGGAAUGAUCGCGGCGUUGAAAUCUUUUCAGCCUAUGCCGAGGUAGCGAAGCGUCGCCUUGCCGACCAUGGAUUCACCCAGCCUCUGCAGCUCGAAGAAGACCCAAAGCGACAGGAUCAGUGGACAACCUGGGUUGAGUACCUCGAGUUUGAGUACUGGUGGCUUGACAGGCUCACCAGUUCUGUCAAAAGCCUACAGUCGCAACAUGAUAUGGCGUGCAAGACGCUUACGGCAGCCAAGGUGCUGAAGGGAACUGAGAGAGAAGAGGAUCUGGUCACAACCGAAGCAGAGCAACGGCGGAAGACUGAGGCUAACGAGGCUACGCUAGCGUUGUGCUUGGCGGAAGAAGCAUCCACCUUGGUGCAACAGGCAACGAACACUCGAAAACGCUACAAAGCAUCUCGCGGGGCCCAGAAGCUGGGUGCCGCGAAGGAGCUAAUCGAUGUUACUAGGAGGAAUGAGGCUAUCGGCGAGUUUAUGCGAAAGACGGAGAAGUACCGGGCGGUACAGGCAAGUGAACAACGUCAGCUGUACAAGGUGCAAUGGGUCCUACAGCAGGUGAGCGAGAUUAAGGCAGCACAGAUUCUACCGCCGAGAGAGGAGAAGCCAAAGUUGACGGAAGGCGGAAAGAGGAUGCGACAGGGAGACGACGGUGCCCUACCAAGAUCAAAUGUCAAGAGACGGAAGGAGAAGCAUGGUGAAGAAGACACGGCUGGCGCAUUGCUAGGCUCCGAGGCUGCACCCGUCACGAAGCAGCGGUCGGCACGAAUCCGCGGAACCAGCACAGCUGAUGCCGUACCAAUCCCAGCUCGCACGUCCGCGACUUCUCGACAACGGCAAUCUCGGCGAACUGCUGCAGCACCCUCUAGGGAGAGGCUGAAAAGUUUGCGACCCAGGGAUGCGGGAGGAAGAGUGAAGCCGCUCGGGCGGCCAGAGUCUACAUAAAUGGCUAAAGGUUCAUCCCCGGCAACGUCUUCGAGAUCUCGCACAAAGGCUUUUCAAAUAUAAGCUCCCUGGAAUAUCAUGAGAUGCCGGCGAGUGAUCAUGUAGCAAAAGCGAACAAUGUCUGCUUGUCAACUCGAGCACAGACGGACG